CGUCUCUCUUAAAAAAAUCUGAUGUCAUCUCGCCGGCAAUAUUUUUCUCUCUGUAUAUUUCAUUGCAAUUACAUUGAAUUGCAAGACAAACCGAUGCCCGCUAGCAAAUCGUGAAGGUUUAGAUUGCAUGUUUCUGUCUCUAGCAUGCGUUUAUUGUACGUAUGGGGCAGCGGAUGUAGACGUCUUUUUUGGCUGGAUCAAGGAGGACGUUUAUAACACAACAGGUUAUUAGCGUUUCUUUAAAGGAUUGGAAAGAAAAGACAGUCAUGUCUGCGAGAGAAAGGCUAAAAGAGAGGAUGACUAAAGAAAGCGUGACAUUGCUGCCUUGCUUUUAUUUCGUGGAGCUUCCUCUCCUGGUCUCAUCUGUGGUCAGCGUGUAUUUCUUAGAGUGGACGGACGUUUUCAAACCGGUCCGCUGGGGUUUCAGCUGUCACGACCGGAGUCUGAGUCUGCCUUAUAUCGAACCUACACACGAGGUCAUUCCGUUCCUCAUGCUCCUCAGUCUGGCCUUUGCUGCACCUGCCAUUACGAUCAUGAUCGUAGAGGGGAUUCUGUUCUGCUGUCUGUCCCGAAUGCAAUGCAAAGGCGGGGCCGAAGCAGAUAUCAACGCGGCCGGCUGCAACUUUAACUCUUUCGUCCGGCGAGGUGUCAGGUUUGUGGGUGUUCAUGUGUUUGGACUAUGUGCCACUGCUUUGAUUACUGACAUCAUCCAGCUGUCGACAGGUUACCCCACCCCUUACUUCCUGACUGUCUGCAAGCCAAACUACACCCAUCUCAACACUUCAUGCGAUGAAAGUUUCUUCAUCCUGGAGGACAUCUGCUCAGGAUCUGAUGCUGCUGUCAUAAACGCGGGCAGAAAAUCCUUCCCGUCACACCACGCCACACUUGCCUCCUUUGCUGCAGUGUAUGUCUCUAUAUAUUUCAACAGCACGGUGACGGACUCAUCCAAACUGCUGAAACCUCUGCUGGUCUUCUUCUUCGUCAUCUGUGCCAUCAUCUGUGGUCUGACUCGCAUCAUUCAGCACAAGAACCAUGCUGUUGAUGUUUACUUGGGCUUCCUGCUUGGCGGGGGAAUCGCUGUUUACCUGGGUCUGUAUGCUGUAGGAAAUUUCCAACCCAGCGAGAAGCAGACAAUUCAGCUUCACAAUCGAGAUUCUCACCGAACUAUGACCGAUCCCUGCCAGCAGAGUCGCCGCCUCCCUGCCAAAAGCUGCAGUGGCAGUGACGGCCUCUCGUCUUCCUGCUCCGAUGGCAUCUUGCACCGUAACACCCAGCACCAUCAGGCCGGAUCUCUCGGCAAUCUCAAGAGAUCUGGUGGAGAUGUGGAGGUCAUCAGCCCUCGCAGUCCUCCACUCAAGGACAACAUGGUGACCUUCAGCAACACCCUUCCCAGAGUACACAUGCCCUCCAUGGACGAUUCCACCCUCCGCAACGCCACUAUCCACAUCAGCUCUGUGGAUUCGAGCCGAUCCAAGCAGCUGUUAUCGCAGUGGAAGAGCAAGAACGAAAAUCGUAAACAUUCCCUGCAUGCCAUGGAAGUCGGGGCAGGGCAGUCCUCUUUAAACAGCAUGGAGACUCGGUGCAACUCUGAGCCGUCGGCUGUGGGUAUCAACGGUGAACAUCAAGGACCUGGAACUCCGUAUCAAAAAAUGGCCACUGGAAGUACGAACCCUACCGGGAUCGCUGGAGGCACACGGAUGCCCAUGCAGCCUCGGCCUGGUUCCUCGCAAUUGGUGCACAUCCCGGAGGAGGCGCAAGAAAACAUGGGCGGCGGCAGCAUUCGGGACAAAUGGAUAAAGAGCAUGGAGAGAAGCGCGGAGAAGGGCGAGGUACCGGUGGUCAGGACUAACUCUAACGGCCAACCGCGCAUUAUGCAGGUCAUCGCGAUGUCCAAGCAGCAAGGCCUGCUACAGGGAAGCUCUCCUAGUUCAGAGAGCAGCAGCCACACCAGCUCCACGGCACCGCUGCAGCGCUAUAAGAGUCUGACUGAUGAAUCUGGAAGUCAAGGCAGCUCAGGGACUAUUAUUCGGGUGGAAGCCCAUCCAGAAAACGGUCGGCCGUUAGUGCAUGCUCACUCCACAGAUGGAAGCGGCUCCUGGACGUGGAAGUCCCAGAGCACCCUUAGACAGUCGUUCGAGCUCAAUGACUUGAAUCGGGACUCUGAGAGCUCUGAAUCUGUAAGGGACAGAAGCAGCUCUACGGAACGAAAGAGAAACGGUGUUCCCAAAGUCGUUGCCGUGCCAACCGUCCCCACUGUCUCCACAGCGGGUGCCGGAGAUCACCACCCCAACCAGACCAUUUCUACCAUCCGGGUCACUCCCAUGGAAAUGACAGAGUCAGGCCCAGGGAGCCGUGAUGCAAGCUUACGCAGAAAAACAAGGAUCUUGAUUCCAGAAAGAGGAAACAGCCCAGACAACACCAGGAACAUUUUCUACAAGGGAACGUCUACAACACCAACAUUCAAAGAGUAGUCAGAUAGUCCUUGGCUGUUUAAAACAAUGGAAGAAACUAGAAGACGUUAAAGGGACACUCCACUCGAAAAUAUGCUAAUUUUCCAGCUAAAAAUCAAAUAAUUACC
Molecule: messenger RNA, 2578 nt
Organism: Misgurnus anguillicaudatus (oriental weatherfish)
Lineage: Eukaryota; Metazoa; Chordata; Actinopteri; Cypriniformes; Cobitidae
Gene: plppr4b
Product: phospholipid phosphatase related 4b
Biological process (GO): signal transduction; phospholipid metabolic process; phospholipid dephosphorylation
Cellular component (GO): plasma membrane
Molecular function (GO): phosphatidate phosphatase activity
Source: RefSeq, a predicted model, not a curated record